Messenger RNA from Aplosporella prunicola CBS 121167, 1799 nucleotides. RefSeq lists its product as uncharacterized. Gene Ontology annotation, molecular function: protein phosphatase regulator activity; phosphoprotein phosphatase activity. Bases 96 to 1553 code for a protein of 485 amino acids. The record is from RefSeq and is a predicted model, not a curated record. Lineage: Eukaryota; Fungi; Ascomycota; Dothideomycetes; Botryosphaeriales; Aplosporellaceae. Gene Ontology annotation, biological process: nuclear envelope organization. The transcript is spliced from 2 exons. Gene Ontology annotation, cellular component: Nem1-Spo7 phosphatase complex.
CUCUCCCGCCGCCCCCGUCGUCCAGCGCACCAAAACGCACCACGGCGACACCACCUCAACAAACCCUCUGCUGCCGCACGAUCAUGAAUCGAUAAAUGUCCGAGUCCAAGCUCGACCAGAUCGUCAAGGGCGCCCCGCCGCCCACCGUUACUGCGCCCCAGGUCGCUCAACAAGCCCGCUCCAGCGAUGCUGCCCCUUCGUCGCGCCCGCCCGACCCGACGUCGCUGCUGCCAUCGUCGCCGCCGCAGAUCUACCUCAACCUCCUGAUCCUCGAGGCCUCGCUACGCGCCCAGUACCUCACACUGCGCGCCCGCCGCCGCCAAAACACGUUUGUGCUGACGCUGCUCGCCGUGUGGAUCUUCUGGUUCUCGUAUGCCGUGGUGCUGCGCCCGCGCGAAGACGGCCGCGGCGUCGGCGGCAGCGUCUACUGGGUCAUCGACGUGAGCGAGAAAAUGUUCCUGAUCGGCGGCGUCGUCAUGGGCGUUCUGUUCUGGGGCACCGGGCAGUGGGAGCGCGGCGUGCGCUGGCCGCGCCGCUGGGUCGGCGUCGCCAACCGCGGCCUGCGCAGCAUGAACUGCAAAAUCGUGCUGAUCAAGGGCCCGUGGUGGCGCGAGCUGCUCAGCCACCUGAGCUUCCUGCUGCCCUACCCGCUCUUCUCCUCAAACCCGGGCAGCAGCUACCACUACAUCGAGUACCCGCUCAAACACCACCCUAGCCAUAGCCACCUGCGCCACACGACGGGCCUGCAAUCGGGCGGCCGCGAGAUCCUCGAGGAAGAUGUCGCCCCCGGCGGCGACUACAUCAAACUGCUGCUGCUACCGAAGCCCUUCUCGGCCGACUUCCGCCAAAACUGGGAAAUGUACCGCACCGAGUACUGGGAGAAGGAAAACGAGCGGCGCGCCGAACUCCGCAAGCGGCUGAAGCUGCGGGAGCUCGAGACGGCCAAACGCGAAGGCGGGUGGCUAUGGUGGACGGGCUGGCGCGGCUGGCGACGCGCCACGGGCCGCCCCGCAUCAUCCUCCGCAGCAGGGGGGGCAGCAUCAUCAGAGCGCCUGCCAUCGACACCGCAGCUGCACCACCACGGCCACAGCCACGGGCACACGCCCACGCCGCUGCGCGAGAAGAAGCGCCGGCCCAGCAUCCUCCGCGACCACGAGCGCGACCGCUCCCACUCGCGCUCCUCGUCGCGCAGCACGACGCCCCCACCGCGCGGUGGCAGCGGCGACGCCGACGAGAGCGCUAGCGGCAGCCCCGCCCGCCGCCGCUGGAGCAACAGCACUUCGGGCAGCGGCACGACGGAGCGGCGGCGCAGGAAGCCGCUCGCGGCCGGCGGCAGCGCGCUGGGGCUGGGCAUUGGCAUGCAGCAGCGGCUCGCGCCGGGGGGUGCUGGUGGGUCAGGGUCACGGCCUACAACGCCUACGGCUGGCGCGGGUGCGGAUGCGCCGACUCAGUCGAAGCGCGCGAGCGUGCUGAGUGCUGCUAGCACUGCUACGGAUAGCGAGCGCUCGGCGACGCUGACGCCGGAUUUGCCGGGCGUGGGGGGGACGCCGUAGCCAUGCAUGGAUGGAUUAUUUACUUAGUUGGUUGUUUAUUUAGAUGAAUGGAUGGUUGGGGGUCUACUACUACUACUCUACUACUACUACUACUACUACUACUACUACUACUACUACUACUACUACUACUACUACUACUACUACUACCACUACUACUACUACCACUACUACUACUACCACUACUACUACUACUACCACUACUACUACCUUACUCCAGCGCUCUCGGCGUACGCUUAUGCAAAUGCU